CUCAAUUGGGCCUCGGCGUCCUCUUAAGAAAACGGCCUCGGCGUCUUCCCGAGAGAACCGCGCCCCUUGCAAAAUUUUCACGCCGGAGCAGCCGCGAAAACCUGGAGCGCGCCCGCGCCGCCCGCCCGAUUCGAAACUCAAACCCAAAAAUUUGCACAUCGUGGCGCGUUUAAAUCCGUCCGCUCCCGCAUCCCACGGGGAAUUUUUUUCGAAGCGCAGCAAAUCCUCACGCCUCGCUCUCGCACGACACCAACGCAAGUCAGCGCGCUCGUUGUAGGCUAGGGUUCCGGCGGCGAUGGCGGGCAAGGGAGGGAAGGGUCUGCUGGCGGCGAAGACGACGGCGGCCAAGAGCACCGACAAGGACAAGGACAAGAAGAAGGCCCCCGUCUCCCGCUCCUCCCGCGCCGGCCUCCAGUUCCCGGUGGGUCGCAUUCAUCGUCAGCUCAAGUCGAGGGCGUCGGCCCACGGUCGCGUCGGCGCCACCGCCGCCGUGUACUCCGCCGCCAUCCUCGAGUACCUGACCGCCGAGGUCCUGGAGCUGGCGGGCAACGCCAGCAAGGACCUCAAGGUGAAGCGUAUCACCCCGCGCCACCUGCAGCUCGCCAUCCGCGGGGACGAGGAGCUCGACACGCUCAUCAAGGGCACCAUCGCCGGCGGCGGCGUCAUCCCGCACAUCCACAAGUCCCUCAUCAACAAGACCGCCAAGGAGUGAAGGAGACCUGUGCUUCUCAUACCUGGUACCUGCGCCUGACCACCCUGUAUGCAGCGUAGCGACUCGUUGUUUCAGUUGUGUCUUUGUUCUCAGUUGCGGUAAACAAAACUCGCUUAUCUGUCGGUAUCUGUGUAUGUGCUAAUUAGUUUGCAGGGUAAUAGGUCUCUGAUUCCAGGCGGAAUUCGUGUGAAACUCGCUGCUGCUUGUAUCCUAUCUGAUGUUCUGAACCCUGUCCGUUGAUGAUUCAGUUUAGUUUACUUGUGGAUGGCUUUGGUAUCUACCCCUGUUUAUUGUUCCAUCUUUGAUAAUACUUUCGACUA
Molecule: messenger RNA, 1032 nt
Organism: Phragmites australis (common reed)
Lineage: Eukaryota; Viridiplantae; Streptophyta; Magnoliopsida; Poales; Poaceae
Product: probable histone H2A variant 1
Exons: 2
Coding region: 296-712 (138 amino acids)
Cellular component (GO): nucleosome
Molecular function (GO): structural constituent of chromatin; DNA binding; protein heterodimerization activity
Source: RefSeq, a predicted model, not a curated record